Tilletiaria anomala UBC 951 is the source of this 3297-nucleotide messenger RNA. RefSeq lists its product as uncharacterized. The record is from RefSeq and is a predicted model, not a curated record. Lineage: Eukaryota; Fungi; Basidiomycota; Exobasidiomycetes; Georgefischeriales; Tilletiariaceae. The transcript is spliced from 9 exons. Gene Ontology annotation, biological process: double-strand break repair via homologous recombination; resolution of meiotic recombination intermediates; nucleotide-excision repair involved in interstrand cross-link repair. Gene Ontology annotation, cellular component: nucleotide-excision repair factor 1 complex. Gene Ontology annotation, molecular function: damaged DNA binding; single-stranded DNA endonuclease activity; single-stranded DNA binding. The coding region runs from base 1 to 3297 and encodes 1098 amino acids.
AUGGCUUCCGCAGAGAGAGGAGAGGUCGUCCGCCACCUCAGCGGGCCCUUCCUCCUACCCUUUCAUCGUGCCAUCAUUGCCUCUCUCAUCCCUAAAGACUCCGCCGACUUCGCACAAGGGGAAGGCGGUGCGGCAAAUGGUGAUCGAAGAGUCGAGAAUGAAGAAGACGAUGAGGAAGAAGAUGACGGAAAUUCGCUCGUCAUCCUUGCAAAAGGCCUCGGCAUGCGCCGCAUCAUCUCCACCAUUCUGAAGAUCUAUGAUGCCCCAACCAAUCUGAUCGUCGUGAUUAACGCCACCUCGGAGGAGGAGGAAGGAAUCGGUGAAGAGCUGACUACGCUUGGCGUCCGCCGACCAGGGCUGCGAGUUAUUACGCAUGAGAUGACCGCGCAGAAACGCCAGGAGCUCUAUAUGGCCGGCGGCCUGCUUUCCGUUACUUCAAGGAUCCUCGUAGUCGACAUGCUUCUCAAACGCAUACCUACCGAACUUAUCACCGGAAUGGUCGUGCUCCAUGCGGAAAAUGUUACUCCGACGAGUGUCGAGGCGUUUAUCGUUCGUAUCUUUAGGGAGAAAAACGAAGAUGGCUUCUUGAAAGCAUUUUCGGACAAUCCCGAACAUUUUGCUCAUGGGUUCACGCCACUCCAGACGGUCAUGGGUCAGCUGCAGAUCCGUCAAGUGGAUAUCUGGCCAAGAUUUCACAAGAUCGUACAGAAAAGUCUCGGUGCUCAGAGAGCAGAUGUUGUGGAACUCCAUCAGGAGCUCAGUCGGAGUAUGUUGAAUAUUCAGACUUCGAUCAUUGAGUGUCUUGAAGCGACGAUCUGCGAGUUGAAACGAACGAGCGUAGGUGUGGAUACGGUCGAGUACACGGUCGAGAAUGCGAUCUUUCAUGUCUUUGAUGCCGUUGUGCGCCGACAACUUGAUCCUGUCUGGCACCGAGUCAGCCCCAAGACAAAGCAACUUGUCUCUGAUCUGAGUACUUUACGGCAACUUCUCACCUAUCUGAUCCAAUAUGAUGCCGUUACCUUCUACUCCUUUCUUGAAACGAUCCUCGCGGCCAACACGAGCCCAGCCUCAGCCACUGGUACGGUGCGACAGAAUCAAAGUCCGUGGCUCCUGAUGGACGCUGCGAAUACUAUCUUCUCCGAGGCUAGGCGCCGUGUCUAUAUUGGCGAAAUCGCCAAACCAGGCCCUGCUCAAGGGAAAGAAAACAUGGCAGCAGUAGCACCCGAUGUAAUCGAUGAUGAUGAAGAUGAAGCAUUACUACAGAGCGAGGCGUUUAGCGACAAAAUAACGGGGAAUAGCGAUGGCUUGAACAGCGCUGCAGCUCUCGCUAGGGCCAGCAGAACAUACUCGUGGCUGCCAGAUGGCAUUGACCUUGUGCUGGAGGAACUCCCGAAGUGGAAGCUCCUGCGGGACGUGAUGCGCGAGAUUGAAGAAGAGAUCCAAGCGCAGGAGCAUUUGCAGGACGCUUGGACGAACAACACAAUCCUCGUCAUGACUUCUUCCGCACGAACGUGCUCUCAGGUCCGCGAACUGCUAGCAACAAUGCAGGAAGGCAGGGGGAUACAAAUCAAUGGCGGGAAGGGAGAGGAGGGCGAAUCGGACCAACGGCCAGGUCAGCGCAUGAUGCGCCGCAUGCUGCGCCACUAUUUCAUGUGGAAGCGAGCACUCGGAGGCAUGCACGGCAAGGGCUUAUGGUCAAAGAACAAUGGGGCCAGCGGCACCGGCAAUGCUCUGAAUGAUUGGAAUGGUCAGGCGGACACUUCGACCUCUACAUCAGCUUCAACUUUGGGCGCGGAGGGCAGGGCCAGCUCCAGUGAGCACCUGAGCGAAGCGCUCAAGCGCAAGCAGGCAUUCCGUGGCCAGCCGCCGCCGGGCAAGAGGCGCAGGAUGAGAGGCGGGUCUGCCACGGCCUCUGCUUCAGGCGGGCGCAAGCAGGCGGCAGCGAACAGCGGAGAGGCCAUGUAUGAGGAGGCUAGCGACAUUGCUGCUUUCAUGCGACGAGCGGUCAAACAAGCGAACGCUGACCUCGAUAAUCCAGAUGACGCCGGACAGGAAGAGGAGGGAAGCGGCGUCAACGACCUCAGUGUGUCCACCGAAACGCUUAGCGAACUUAACUUCGACAUUUUCUUUGGCUUACUCAGCAUGCAAAACCUGGUGGUCGUCAGAACGUACCGCGAUGACGAGGAUGACAAGGUCCUGCAAGAGCUCAAGCCUCGUUUCAUCGUCAUGUAUGAUACGCAGCCUGCCUUUAUUCGAAGGAUCGAAGUCUAUCGCCGCAGCAACCCUGGCUUCGGCGUCAGACUCUAUUUCAUGAUGUAUGCCGAGUCUUUCGAGGAGCAACGGUAUCUCAGCAGCAUUCGAAGGGAAAAGGAGUCUUUCGAGAAGCUGAUCAGGGAGAAAUCGUCCAUGGUGCUGCCUCUGCGCGCUGAUGGUCGACCCGCGGAACAAAGUGCCGAUGACCGAUUGCUGCGCACAAUCAACUCGCGCAUUGCUGGUGGUCAGCGCACCGCGACAUCCGAGCGACCGCGUAUCAUCGUCGACAUGCGAGAGUUUCGUUCAAGUCUACCUUCCAUGCUACAUGCAGCAGGUAUCGAUGUAGUUCCCUGCACUCUUCAAGUCGGGGAUUACAUUUUGACGCCAGAUAUUUGUGUGGAGAGGAAGAGUCUGACGGACUUGGCACAGAGUUUCAGCUCUGGCAGACUAUACACACAGUGCGAGCUCAUGUCCAUUCAUUACAAGCACCCCAUGCUGCUCAUCGAAUUCGACCAAGAUAAGAGCUUUUCGCUACGAUCUGUCAAUGAUGCACAGGGAAAAGCGCGCACAUUCAAGGAGAGCGCAAAUCGCUCAGAGCUUGACAUACAGUCAAAGCUCGUACUUCUCACCACCACUUUUCCCCGUCUCCGCAUCGUCUGGUCUUCUUCCCCUUACGCCACGGCCGACAUCUUUGAAGACAUCAAGCAAAAUUUUGAGGAGCCCGAUGUCGCCAAAGUUGCCGGUAUCGGCUUGGAAGAUGAUCAUGGCCCGCAAGGAUCGACCGAAAUUGUUGCAGGCUCGUCCGUCGUAAGUUUCAAUACAACCAACGAGCACUCGUUCAACCUCACGCCUCAAGACCUUCUGCGUGCCAUGCCAGGCAUCAACACCCGAAAUUACCGAUACAUCAUGAACCAGGUGCGGGAUAUUGCCGAGCUGUGCGACCUCACCCAGGAGGAGCUGCAAGAGCUUUUAGGUAUCGAGGCAGGUCGCAAGCUGUUUAAGUUCAUCAACAAAGACGCUCGCAAGGAAGGGCUCCAAACGUGA